UGAUAAUAGUUAUUGGUUAGAUAUACGUGAGGAAUAUAGAUAGCUAUUGAGAAAAUAUCUCAAUAUUUUGACUUAGUCUCUUAAAAUAAUAACUUUAAGAACAUUUCCUCAUUAUUCAUGAAGUCUGGCCAACUGUACUUUUAUUUUGAAGGCGGGACUGUUUUGAACGGCCGUACUUCCGCUCCGAUUGCCUCGCAUGCUAGCGGCUUUCCGUAGCAGCUCACAGCGCGAAGAAUGGAGAAAGAUGAGCUUCGGUGUGUCGAGUGUAACGAAAAGGCGUCGGAGUUACACCGGGAUUACAGUAACGGCAUCCUGAAGAUAACCAUAUGUGAGUCCUGCCAGAAGCCAGUGGAUAAAUACAUUGAAUAUGACCCAGUGAUCAUCCUCAUUGAUGCCAUUCUGUGUAAGACUCAGGCCUUCAGACACAUUUUGUUCAACACAAGCUUGAAUAUCCACUGGAAGCUGUGUGUGUUCUGCCUGCUGUGUGAGGCGUACCUCAGGUGGUCCGCGCUCCACGGCUCCGAGCGGAGCAGCGACCCGGCCGACAUCAUCAGGUACACCAAGGAAUGGGAGUUCUACGGCAUGUUUGGAUUGGCCGCGCUCGAGCUGGCGGCGUUCUGCGGCGGCGUGCUGUGGUUCCUGUGGGCGGUGGUGGGUCGCCUGCGGGGCGGGACCCCCGAGCUCAGCCUGCUCCUCAGAGCCCUGCUGCUGUCCUGCUACGGCAAGGUCCUCCUCAUCCCCGCGGUCAUCUGGGAGCACGACUACUCGCCGCUCUGCCUCGGCCUCAUCAAACUGUUUGUGCUCACCUCAAACUCACAGGCUAUCAGAGUGAUCCUGAACAGCAGUAGACGUCUGUCGUUGAUGGCCGUGUGGGUGGGCCUGCUGUCAGAGACCUGCGUGGCUCAGGUCUGUUCAAAGCUUCAGUGGAGCGUCCAGGAAGUGCUGACUUUUGACUGAAUGUUUGCCUCGUCAGACCGAGACAGAUGUCAGUUAUCUCAGGGAUGAACGGGUGGUGGUGGAAGCCAACCUGUGUCACAGAGAGGCAGUUUUUAAUGAACCCUCUACGCACGGUGUUGGAGAAGGGAAAGGACAAGUCAUGUUCUUAAAGGUCUCAAACAGAGACCGAGAGCAGCAGAAGACACUUUUUUUUUUUGCAUUUAUAAAGAAAAAUAUCUUUUUAUUUGGGUCUGAUGUGGAGGAGGAGGCAUCGGCCCUCCUCUUGUUUUUCACUUUGGUUUUAAAGUGAACAACGAGCUCCCGAGUCGAGAUUCCUGUGAGAUUUUUAUUUGGAUUUGAUUACUUUAUUAAGAGAUCCCCAGAGAGGAGCUGCAGCAUGGGAACGUCUCCUGAUCUAAAUUGCUCUUAAUUCCCAGGACCACUCUAAUGAAUGACACAAACACAGACCCUGAGGUUGUAAUUCGACUAUAACUACUUCUCUGUUUGGACAGGAACCAGCCAACACUCUUCACAUUCUUUCGGCUCAUUGUUGAAACGCUUACUUAAACUCUCACAUACUCACACACAUACAGAAAACACAGGAGGGGGAAACUGUCAGACAUAACUGACUUUUCCUCUUUACUGGAACGUUAAGAGCUUGUGAUAAUGGGAUAGAAACGAGGCUGCCAAUGUUAAAGUUGUGGUUUGACUUUGAUUAAUCCAAUAAUCGCUAACUCUGUAAAAUGUCAUAAAGUAGUUAAAAGACAAUGCAUCUUCCAGUUUCCCACAGUCCAAAGUUACGUCUUCAGAUUCCUUGUUUUGUCUGAGCGACAGUCCGAUAUUGUUUAUUUUUGUCGUCAUACGGCACCUAAACUCACCAUUGCAUCUAAAACUAAUGGUGGUCAAUUGCAAAUGAAGGCAGGGUCCGCCAUUUAUUUUUUUAUUUAUUUGUUGUUUAAAACCCCGACGAAGACCAACGGUGGUCAAAAUGUGAUUUAGCCUCUACAAUAAAGGCUUUUCUUAAUA
This is a messenger RNA of Dicentrarchus labrax (European seabass), 1962 nucleotides long. RefSeq names its product ARV1 homolog, fatty acid homeostasis modulator (gene arv1). The record is from RefSeq and is a predicted model, not a curated record. The transcript is spliced from 5 exons. Gene Ontology annotation, biological process: sterol metabolic process; sphingolipid metabolic process; regulation of plasma membrane sterol distribution. Gene Ontology annotation, cellular component: Golgi apparatus; cortical endoplasmic reticulum. The coding region runs from base 235 to 957 and encodes 240 amino acids. NCBI's taxonomy places the organism in Eukaryota, Metazoa, Chordata, Actinopteri, Moronidae.